CUCAGCCUAGAAAUAAACACACUGGUUACCUACAGUUAAUGCUCACCCACCCAUGCCUUAUAAAGCAGACAUAUAUACCAAUUACUAUAAAUGCAGAACUGAGCGGUUUAUUUCCAUGUAGUUUUUCAUCUAAUCCAUUUCUAUAAGUAAUUUAACCCUUUCCAAGUUAGCCACCCAUGCCUCACACAGCACACCUCAUUAUGAUGGCAAGUACUCAUUAUGUUUAGAUAAAAAAAAUGGCAUGUGAUCCAAUCCUAACAAUUAUGAAUAAUUUUUUUUAUCCUUCUUAAGUUUUAAUGUCUUUUUCUUAUCUUUCAUACACUGACAUUAAUUUCUUUCCUCUUAAUCCUACUUUUAUUCAUUCAUUUAUUUAUCCCUUUGCUACUGUCCCUGCAUUCCCUUCCUGUCUGCCUUCACCUCUCACUCCUCUUCUGCACAAGGCAGGACAGAGUGCCAGAAACAGCAACCAAAGCAAUCACUACAAUACAAUAUACCUAAAUUGCUGGUUUAUUCACCUUUUCAUUCCUUUACAUUUUUACUCUUAUUUUUUUCAUAUUUCUGACAUUAUUUUUCAUAUAUUCUACAAGUUAUUUUUUACAUUUCACUGUUUUAACUCCAUCACAUUUUUAAGUUUAAUUAUUUCACAUAUCAAACUUUUCAACUCCUUCAAAUUAUUGUAAACUUUAAUUAUUCUACAUACUUAACAUAUCAACUCUUUCAUAUCAGACAAAAUGAGACACACAUUUACAAAUAUGGAUACUGAGGUCAAAGUGGAGCCAUACCCUUGCCAGCCCUGAGGUCACACAGCCACACCAUAGACACAACACUCACCACACAGCACACAACACACAACAUUCACAACACAACACAACACUCACCACAUGCGUGGCCUCAAGGUCUGCAGUGAGCUUGUUCUUGAUGUAUUCCUCAGUGUAUGUCGUCAUCCCUCAGAUAAUUCAAAGCUGUGGGGGAAGAACACAACCAUUAGUCAUCACACACACACACACACACACACACACACACACACACACACGUUUAAAAAUAUAGUUUCCCGCAAAAAUGUGUUGAGACUUGGAGCAGUUUAAGUGAAGAAAUGGUGUCAGAUACGAGUGUGCAGUUUUAAAGAAAAAUUGGAUAGGUGUAGAUAUGGAGACGGGGCCACACGAGCGUAAAACCCUCUGUAAAACUACAACUAGGUAAAUACACACACACAGUACUCUCUCUCUCUCAUAAAUGUAAUGGUGCGAGAUGGAGGUUACAAGAUCUAUGCCAUUAUGCUCACAGCCACAGUAACAAAUGGUCGGGAGUCGCUAUUCCUCCCACACCACCUCAAUUGCAUCAAGUUGACAAUUUUAAAGUACAAAGGCAAGAGAGUUCCAAGACUCAAUAUUCAAAAGGCAAGGCGUUCAAAGAGUACGUGACGUGUGGCAGCUGGGCGCCCUCCCGCAGCCUGCCCGCCCUAGCACCCCUCCUCACACACCACACACCGCUCACACACCUUCAGUAUACACCACCACAGCGAACACACACGCCCUUCACUACUGCUAGGAUGAACAGCGGCUGUGUACGUGUAUGAGAGGCUUAGAACACUGGCAGCCACUCACUCACCGGUGUCGUGUUGGUGGCCGCCUCGCUGUGUACGUCGCUUACUGCCAGUGCCACUCACUCACACAGCAGCACGCGGCGCCAGGCAGAACACGGCUGCCUUCACGGGGAAACUAUUUUCUUUUAAGACAUCUCCCUGGUGCUACUUAUCACCAGGCAAGAGCAUUAUUGACAAUGGGACCAAAAAGACAGAAAACCACAAAAGAAAACCAUGUGAUGUUGUGUGGCACCCCUGAGGACAGCAGCAGCACACAGCAGCACACAGCACACACUCCUGCACCAACCAGCCUCAGUCCCUCCUCUGUCACUAAGGAAUAUCUAGAGAACAGCACACCACCUCUCACAGCUGCACAGAUGGAACAUUCUUGUGCAGCCAGUAGUGUUAGAGAGAGACUACAAACCACAGCACAGACAGAACAGCCCCAUGCAGCCUUUACUCGCAUCCCAGAACCACAAGCCACAGUAGAACAAAGAGAACAGCCUCCCACAGCCUCCACCAUCACCCACAGCUCACAUCCCACAGCAGAGCAUACAGAACAGCCCCCUCCAUCCUUCCCUGCCUCUCAGACCUCUAUCGCUACUCAGUAUUUGGACAUAGAGAGGAGGCUGUGUGGGAAGCUGGUGUCCUUACCUUAUGGAGAGGCAGUGCAGUAUGUGUACAACCCUGUGGACUAUGCCUGGGAGAUCCACCGAGACUUUGUGGUUAAAUUCUGUCGAGGGAGAAAGAAAGUGCUGCUGUUAGGAAUGAACCCGGGGCCGUGGGGCAUGGGGCAGACUGGGGUUCCCUUCGGCCACGUGGGAUAUGCUAAGGAGUGGCUGGGAGUGACAGGGAGGGUGACACGGCCAGCCCAGGAGCACCCCAAGCGGCCAGUGACGGGCUUAGACUGUGGCAGGAAUGAGGUGAGUGGUGAUCGCAUGUGGGGACUUCUGAAGGAGCUGAGUGGCACCCCAGACGUCCUCUUCACCCACGUCUUCAUCCACAACUACUGCCCUCUUUUCUUUCUCAAGGCCUCAGCAAAGAACGUCACUCCACCAGAACUGAAGGUGAAACAACGCGCUGCCCUGGAGGAGGAGUGUGACCGGGCCCUGGUGGAGGUAUUGCGUCUGCUGGAGGUGCAGUGUGUGGUGGGAGUGGGGAAGUACGCCACAGAUCGCACUAAGGUGGCUCUCCGGCAGGCUGGUAUUGAGGAUGUGCAGGUGAGCACUUUAAUGCAUCCAAGCCCAGUCAAUCCAGCAGCUAACAAAGGCUGGAGGGACAUCGCCAUUAGGCAGCUCACAGAAAACAGACUCCUUCAUUACUUCCAGCCACAUCCCACUGUUGCUUGAAGGCCUCAACGCUGCACCCAGUCACUGAUACCCUGUCAAGUGGGCUGAGAGAGGCAGAGAGAGGCAGUGCAAUAAGACAUAACUCAGGGAAGAUUGUAUAGAAUGAUGGCAAAAAAGUAUAGUGAUAGACUGUACCACUACAAGUAAACAGUAUCAGGAAAUGUAUAGAGACAGUGCAAUAAGUCUGAACUCAGGAAGGAUACAAGGGUGACAGUGAGAGAGGAGUGGUCUAUGAAAUUCCACUACUCAAGAAAAACACUGCAUGCAAAUAGUAGCUAGAAGAGGGAGAAAAGAUAGUUUGAGACAUUCCACUAUCACGUACAAACAGUAGCAGAAGUAGUGAGAGAAGACAGUCAUACAAAUAGUAGC
Portunus trituberculatus (swimming crab) is the source of this 3300-nucleotide messenger RNA. It is a transcript of the gene Smug, whose product is annotated as single-strand selective monofunctional uracil DNA glycosylase-like. The record is from RefSeq and is a predicted model, not a curated record. The coding region runs from base 1573 to 2931 and encodes 452 amino acids. Gene Ontology annotation, molecular function: single-strand selective uracil DNA N-glycosylase activity; oxidized pyrimidine nucleobase lesion DNA N-glycosylase activity. Gene Ontology annotation, biological process: base-excision repair. NCBI's taxonomy places the organism in Eukaryota, Metazoa, Arthropoda, Malacostraca, Decapoda, Portunidae. The transcript has 6 exons.